AUGACAGCCAAAAUUGCGGAUAAACUGCCAGGGUCGCUGAGUGAUUUCGUGCGCUCCAUUCCUGAGAAUAUUUACUCUAUAGAUGAAAUCUCUACAUCAAUACCAUCCGUGUUUCCGAAUGUAGAAGCUGGAAGACUUUCCGAUCAGUUCAGUGCUGGUGUUACAGGAGAUGGAUUCAUUAGCGGCACAUUAAACGUGGAAAAACGGGAUCUCGACUUGUCAUACCCAAGCAGCUUCACGCAACGCAAUCCACCUUUCGCCUACACUGGAAAAUUUUCAAUCGACUCGCAGUGCGCAGGGGGGACCUGGAACCCAGAGGGCGUCAUAAACGUGGUUAGUGCUGGCGUACUGGGCACAAAGCCUCCAUCCCCGGGAUCAGUAUCCCCGGACUCCCCAGGUCCAGCAAACCUCUCUGGAGUUCCAAUCUGUCCCACACCGCAAGUUCAAGGCGAAAUGGAGCACAUGUACAACGCACCUCCACCAUACACCUGCAGCGCAGAGGUUUACCAGGACCCGUCUGCUUUCCUGUCAACUACUACCUGCCCAAUAACGUAUCCUCCACCAUCCUAUUCAUCUCCAAAGCCUACCAUAGAUAGUGCGCUUUUCUCUAUUAUACCAGAAUACGGAGGUUUUUACCAGACCAAUAGCCAGAGGGACAUGCAGGGUUUCCCUGACAGAAAGCCGUUCCCGUGCUCAUUAGAAUCAAUACGAGUCCCGCCACCUUUGACUCCUUUGAACACUAUACGAAAUUUUACACUAGCAGCUCCAGUUACAGAAGGGCCGCGACCACCUACAGAUUUCAGCCCCCAAAAUUUGCCACUAAGACCGAUACUUCGACCAAGAAAGUACCCAAACCGACCGACCAAGACGCCUGUCCAUGAAAGGCCAUAUCCUUGCCCCGCAGAAGGAUGUGAUCGCAGAUUCUCCCGAUCGGACGAGCUUACGCGACACAUUCGCAUCCACACAGGGCACAAACCGUUUCAGUGUCGUAUCUGCAUGCGUAAUUUCAGCCGAAGUGACCAUCUAACCACACACAUCCGUACGCACACAGGAGAAAAGCCUUUUUCGUGCGAUUACUGCGGCAGAAAGUUUGCAAGGAGCGACGAGCGAAGGAGGCACACUAAAAUUCACCUUAGACAAAAGGAGAAAAAGGCUUCUGUCAUGGACGCGAGUGCGGCUGCAGCAGCAUCGGCAAUGUAA
This is a messenger RNA of Chanos chanos (milkfish), 1200 nucleotides long. RefSeq names its product early growth response 2a (gene egr2a). The coding region runs from base 1 to 1200 and encodes 399 amino acids. The transcript has 2 exons. The record is from RefSeq and is a predicted model, not a curated record. Lineage: Eukaryota; Metazoa; Chordata; Actinopteri; Gonorynchiformes; Chanidae. Gene Ontology annotation, molecular function: DNA-binding transcription factor activity, RNA polymerase II-specific; RNA polymerase II cis-regulatory region sequence-specific DNA binding. Gene Ontology annotation, biological process: regulation of transcription by RNA polymerase II.